GCCACGAGCUCCUCAAUUUGCUAUAUAUAUUUACUUAUUAAUAACAAAGCUUUUGUUUCGAUCGGAAAAGUAAGUUAAGUGAAUUUGCCUGUUUUAAUGAACUCAAUAUGUUUUUGUUGUAAAUAGCUAGGUUGACUGUAUUUACUCGUAAUAUUAAAUAGAACUUAAUGCAAAAAUUGCCAAUAGACCCAAUCAUAUGAUUAUACUCGAUCCUUCUGAACACGGACACAGAGUACUUGCGGCAUAGCUGAAUGAUUGAAAAAUGUCAAUGAUAACAUAAAUACUGAACAGCAUUUCAUUGAUUUUUGUAUUCAUACAUACCAACAAUGACCAAACCAAUUACAGGAACUCGAAAAACGAUAAAUGCAUUCCCACGUCCCAUUGACUCGAGCACAAUUAUGAGAAAAAUAAUUUAUUGGUAUUUUUUUCUUAUUGUAAAAAUUGUUCCUAAGUCCACACUCACAGCGUUCGAGGUGAUACUGAAAUAUGAAUGUAAUAUUCGUCGCAAGCGCACGCCGGGGGCGGACGUUAACGUAACUUGGCGUAAUUAUAUGUUAUUAAUUAAAUUAUAUUCAUUAUGCGAGGCUGGGUGCUGCUUGUGUUGGCUAAGAUAUUUCUGAAGUACUGUGAUGGCAAGCAAUAUGCUGAUAAACUUGAUCGCUACAUAAUCACCUGCCACACGACAGACUUCGAGUGCUUCAAGAAGCAGUACAAGGCUCUCCGUGACAACGUCCUGCUCGGGAACGAGAGGCUCAGCAUCCCCACGUACGAGCACUACGUGUUUGCGUACGGCAGCAGCACCUGCGUCAAGCUGUCCGGGCUCGAGGAGAGCGAGCUGGUCUCCAUCACAUACGAAAGCGACCCAAGAAAGUAUACUCUGGUACUGGAACUGCCUUUAAGAAUCCAACAAGUGAAGAAUUCUAUCAAGAAAUGUUCCAUCCCUGAUAGAGCAUUCAAAAGCGUGAAGAAUCAUAUGGGAACACUAAUGAGGUUCACUGGCAACGCAACGAUCGGCGUAACAUAUCCAUAUAGGCUGAAGAAGAGGAAGGGCAUGGUGUACAUGCAGCUGGACGAUGAGAACCUGGACGUCAUCCUGGACAUACCGGACCUCAGCCACUUUCAUAUGAACAGCGAGGUUGAAUCUAAACUGUUUGAGUGGUCGGAGUGGGCCUACGAGGUCGUGCAGCAUGUGGACGCAGCUGAAAACUUCGCGCUACCCUACACCACGCAACUGAGGACACUCAUGGACCAUGUACCUUUACACAAAUUAAUUCUGCUGUACCCAGAAGAGGAAUAUUUAGAUUUGCAGUUUAGCUACUCAGAAACGACAUUGGUGACAAACCCUUAGAGGUCCAUCUAACAAACCAAGGUAGAAAAUGAAAUGCAUAAAGUAAAAGUUGACAGCAUAUGAGAGUGGUUUUUUGCAUGGACUUUAAUGUUUUACAGUUAGUAAUAAGGGCAUGCUUAUACGAGGCUACACUCCUUCCUCGACAGUUCAGUCAUCGCCAUACAAACCCAUUUCAUUUCCAUCUAAAUUGGUAAUUUUGUGUGAGUCGUUAUUCUCAUAUUCUCGGAUACAGAAGACUUAUGUUGCCUCGUGUACGAUGAGCGUAAUUUCAAUUGGUUGCCACUUAAAAGCAAGUUAAAAAAUGAGAGCUAGCAGAAUUAGCUUUAAGUUACAUGCUUACGGCAUCUCACGAAACUAGUAGAAAUGAAUGUAAAGGACAGCCGAUUGGCCAUUAUCAAAAUAUAUAAAUUCAUAAACUUUGAGUAUCACUGUUUUUAAAAAUUAUUUAUAAAACGUGUAAUUAAAAAUUUCUUAAACGAACGAAAAGUAUUUAUUACUUUACGAAUGCCAGGCAAAGUCCGAGCUAAUAAAUAUGAAACAGCCUAAUUUGGUUUCCUUUUUUAACUUAUUUCUAUUUAAGUCACGUAGCCCUUAAAAUGAUAUAUUAACAGUGUCCACAUUAAAGGGAAUUAAAAUUCCUCGCCAGGCAUUAUCGUCUAUUCCUCAGAUUAUUUACGAAUUCUAUGGAAAACAUUAUUUAAAGCACACGACACGAUAUCGUUACGACGAAGUACGGUAUCAUUAUUUUUGUAAACAGAAU
Trichoplusia ni (cabbage looper) is the source of this 2108-nucleotide messenger RNA. RefSeq lists its product as uncharacterized. The record is from RefSeq and is a predicted model, not a curated record. Bases 578 to 1348 code for a protein of 256 amino acids. The transcript has 8 exons. NCBI's taxonomy places the organism in Eukaryota, Metazoa, Arthropoda, Insecta, Lepidoptera, Noctuidae.